Molecule: messenger RNA, 639 nt
Organism: Alternaria atra
Lineage: Eukaryota; Fungi; Ascomycota; Dothideomycetes; Pleosporales; Pleosporaceae
Exons: 6
Coding region: 1-639 (212 amino acids)
Biological process (GO): protein folding; protein peptidyl-prolyl isomerization
Cellular component (GO): intracellular membrane-bounded organelle
Molecular function (GO): peptidyl-prolyl cis-trans isomerase activity
Source: RefSeq, a predicted model, not a curated record
AUGUCCAACCCCAGGGUCUUCUUCGACGUCACCAUUGGCGGCUCGCCCGCAGGCAGAAUUGUCAUGGAGCUUUUCGCCGACCAGGUCCCCAAGACCGCCGAGAACUUCCGCGCUCUCUGCACCGGCGAGAAGGGUACUGGCCGCUCCGGCAAGCCCCUCCACUACAAGGGCUCCAACUUCCACCGCGUCAUCCCCCAGUUCAUGCUUCAGGGCGGUGACUUCACCCGCGGCAACGGCACCGGUGGUGAGAGCAUUUACGGCGAGAAGUUCGAUGACGAGAACUUCAACCUGAAGCACACUGGCCCUGGUAUCCUCUCCAUGGCUAAUGCCGGACCUGGUACCAACGGCUCCCAGUUCUUCAUCUGCACCGUCAAGACCUCCUGGUUGGACGGCAAGCACGUCGUUUUCGGUCAGGUCGUCGAGGGUCUUGACGUCGUCCAGGCCAUCGAGAAGGUCGGCUCCUCCAGCGGCUCCACCUCGAAGACCGUUUCCAUUGCCAACUCUGGCCAAUUAAUAAUUGGCGAUCGUACUGAAAGACUCAUGAUGACGACGAUUCACGACAGACAACAUGGCUUGAUAAGAGGAGACAACGCACUAUACAUAUGUUCCAGGCUUUGCCGUCGUUCUGUGCCAUCGUGA